Hemibagrus wyckioides is the source of this 8104-nucleotide messenger RNA. It is a transcript of the gene brwd1, whose product is annotated as bromodomain and WD repeat domain containing 1. Gene Ontology annotation, cellular component: nucleus. The coding region runs from base 358 to 6993 and encodes 2211 amino acids. The transcript is spliced from 43 exons. The record is from RefSeq and is a predicted model, not a curated record. Gene Ontology annotation, biological process: cytoskeleton organization; regulation of cell shape; regulation of transcription by RNA polymerase II. Gene Ontology annotation, molecular function: protein binding. NCBI's taxonomy places the organism in Eukaryota, Metazoa, Chordata, Actinopteri, Siluriformes, Bagridae.
GUGAAUAUAAUAACCGUUCGACUUUUAUCGAGUCAGUACAGUCGAUAUGCUUUUACUUUCUCCAUGACAUCUCGACUCCCUUUGUUUGACAGGGAGACUUUUUUUCCCUUCCUCUUCUUCUUCUUCUUCUUCUUUCCUCCCCCAACCCCCCAUUUCCUUUGGUCGGAGCGGAAGUUGCUCUGUACGCCGAGGCCUCGCACUUCCAAUGGCGACUGAAAACUGGCUGAACGGAGAGCGGGAGCGAUCACGAAAGGGGACCUGAACCGUGCGGUCAGAAUUAAAUAAAUAUAUCAGCGCAUAACAAGACAUAAAGAUAAGUUUCAGGAGUAGCACGUCAGCUGAGUUCGGGCUGACAGAAUGGACAAAAGAGGGAGUAUUUCGCUCCUGGAGUCGGAGCUUUAUUAUCUAAUUUCUCGUUUUUUAACAACCGGUCCUUGUCAGAGAGCGGCCGAGGUUCUCGUGAGUGAACUGGAGGAACAUCAGCUUCUUCCCCGUAGAGUGGACUGGGAAGGAAAUGAACACCCCAGGUCAUAUGAAGACUUGAUCGCUGCCAACAAGCAUAUUGCACCAGACCACUUGCUGCAGAUAUGUAAGCAGAUCGGUCCGGUCCUUGACAAGCAGGUGCCGUCUGGUUUGCCUGGGGUGUAUUCUCUGCUGGGUACAGGGAGGCACUCCGUACUUCGUACAGCUAAAGAUUGUGGACGUAGCCGAUGGAAAAGCUCGACUUUUGCUGCCCUUCAUCGAGGAAGACCACCGGAGAGGCCUUUGAGCUGCAGGGAUGCACCAAAUCUGGUGGAGGUGUGCAGAGGCAGGGAGCUGACAGGAACUCAGCGUUUCAGCUUUGUCCACCCUGUCAGCGUAUAUCAGAACAUCAAAAUGCACAGGAGGAUUCUGGGACAUCUCUCGGCUGUUUACUGCAUCGCCUUCGACCGAACAGGAUCAAGGAUUUUCACGGGUUCAGAUGAUGCCUUGGUAAAAAUUUGGUCCUCCUUUGACGGGAGGCUCCACUCCACUCUGCGAGGACACCACGCUGAGAUCUCGGACCUCGCCGUCAACUAUGAGAACACCCUCAUCGCAGCGGGAAGCUGCGACAAAACCAUCCGAGUCUGGUGCCUUCGUACCUGUGCCCCAAUGGCAGUGCUGCAGGGUCACAGCGGAUCUAUUACCUCUUUACAGUUUUCUCCAUUUGCCAAGGGCUCCAAAAGGUACAUGGUCUCUACAGGAACUGAUGCCACUGUCUGCUUCUGGCAGUGGGAUGUAAUGAACACCGCUUUCAGCGAUCGUCCCCAGAAGUUUACAGAAAGGCCGAGACCCGGUGUUCAGAUGGUGUGUUCCUCAUUCAGUCCAGGAGGCAUGUUCCUAGCUACAGGAAGCACCGAUGAUGUCAUCAGGAUAUACUACAUGGGCAGCGGGAGUCCGGAAAAAAUAGCCGAGCUCAACUCGCACACAGACAAAGUUGACAGCAUCCAGUUCUGCAAUACAGGAGAGAGGUUUGUAAGCGGCAGUCGUGACGGCACCGCUCGUAUCUGGAGGCUGCAUCAGAGACAUCAGUGGAGAAGCAUUUUGCUGGAAAUGUCUGCCACUUUACCAGGAACUGCGCCUGCAGAGGAAGAGAGCUUCUUCAAACCCAAGGUCACCAUGGUGUCAUGGGAUCGUCAUGACAACACCGUCAUCACAGCUGUCAACAACCAUCUCCUCAAAGUGUGGAACUCCUACACAGGGCAGCUGUUACAUGUGUUAAAGGGUCAUGAGGCGGAGGUGUUUGUGCUGGAGCCACACCCAUACGAUCCCCGGGUCAUGCUGUCUGCGGGUCAUGAUGGCAACAUUUUCAUAUGGGAUCUCAUCCGAGGCACAAAGACUCAUCACUACUUCAACAUGAUUGAAGGGCAGGGGCAUGGUGCUGUUUUCGAUUGCAAAUUCACCCCUGAUGGUCAUCGCUUCGCCUGUACAGACUCUCAUGGCCACCUGGUCAUUUUUGGAUUUGGGAGCUCCAAGCCUUAUGAAAAGCUUCCAGACCAGGUGUUUUUCCACACUGACUACCGUCCAUUGAUCCGGGACUCCAACGGGUUCGUAUUAGACGAGCAAACACAACAGGCACCUCACCUUAUGCCCCCACCCUUCCUCGUGGAUGUCGACGGGAAUCCUCAUCCUCCCAAAUAUCAGAGACUCGUGCCAGGAAGGGAAAACUUCACAGAUGAGCACCUUGUUCCUCAGCUUGGAUAUGUUGCUACAAGUGAUGGUGAGGUGGUGGAGCAGGUGAUCAGCCAGCAACCUGCUGAGAGUGAGGAUCCUCAGGCACGCCGGAGUCUCUUAGACGAUGCCAUCCGUCAGCUCCAGGAGCAGCAGGACCAGCAGGCUGGGAGGCAGCAGGGUACCCCAAGAAGAGUGUCUUUGAGUGAGCGGAUGGAGGUGCAGUCUCCUCCUAACGUGGGGCUCCGGCGCAGCGGGCAAGUGGAGGGAGUGCGUCAGAUGCAUCAAAACGCACCACGUAGCCAGAUGGCGACUGAACGGGACCUGCAGGCAUGGCGGCGCAGGGUGGUGGUGCCUGACCUCACCUCCAGUGCAUAUAGGGAUCAGGAGUCUUUCAGAAUCGCGAAGGGUGAGGAGGAGAUUGUUCUCUAUAAUGCCAAGAAACGCAGAAUUGCACACAACACCUUUAGGGACGACUCCGAUGAAGAGGCGGUGUGCACCAAGCGUACCGCGCCACGCAAGCGGCACCGCAAUUUGGACAGCACCAACAGCUACGCGGAGAGUCUGAUCGAGUUUUCUUGUGAGGAAGGAGAGGAGACCGCUUCCUCUGAGGAAAAUGAAAUUGAAGCUAGUGAGGUGGACUCGUCAAACGAAGAGGAAGAGGAGGAGUGGAAAAGUGACAGCUCGAGUCACUCUUCCAGCGAGCAUUCUGAUUGGACAGCUGACGCUGGCAUCACCGCGCAGGCGGCCAUGUCCUCCCGAAGACGUGCCCGUAGGCAGAUUAGCAGUUCCGAAGAGGAGGAAGAGGAAGACAACACUGCAGAGGAUGAGCAAACCGAACAAACCCAGGACGAGGAUGUGCAAUCUUCAUCUCCUCAGAAACCGAAGAGAAAAGUAAAGAGCAAAGCGCCAAAGUGUCCAAAACCCAGGCCGUCCCUAAACAGAGAGGUGUCCAACGAGUUUCGUCCCUCUGCCUGGAUCACCGAUGUCAUCCCUCGAAAGUCUCCUUUUGUUCCGCAAAUGGGUGAUGAGGUAAUCUACUUCCGUCAGGGUCACGAGGCCUAUGUGGAUGCAGUGUGCAGGAGUAAUUUGUACCCCAUCAACCUGGACAAACAGCCAUGGAAGAAGAUGGAUCUGAGAGACCAAGAGUUUGUUAAAAUAACCGGGAUCAAGUACGAGGUGUGUCCUCCAACACUUUGUUGCUUGAAACUGACCCAGAUCGACACCGGAACAGGCAAAAUCACCAAAAAGUCUUUUUCUGUGAAGUAUCAUGAUAUGGCAGAUGUUAUUGACUUCCUCGUUCUCCGCCAGAGCUACGAUGAAGCACGUAGCAGGAUCUGGAGUCCAAAUGAUGCUUUCCGAUCAGUAAUUGAUGAUGCUUGGUGGUUCGGGACCAUAGUCUGUCAGGAACCAUAUCAGCCUGAGUAUCCAGACAGCCAUUUCCAAUGCUUCAAAGUCAAGUGGGACAAUGGAGAGACUGAAAAGAUUAGUCCAUGGGACAUUGAGGCUAUUCCAGAGAAUGCUCAUCGUCCAGAGGCGGUGGGCGCAGGUGUACCAGUGACCGACGAGGAAAGAGCUGACCUCCUGUACAAACCACAAGACGAUGAGUGGGGAGGGAGGAGUCGAGAAGAACAGUGUGCCCGCAUCGUUGCUGGCAUAGACCAGCUCAUCACAGUAGAUAUCGCCGCACCCUUCUCUGGCCCAGUGGACCUCAUUCAAUAUCCCACUUACUGUACUGUAAUCGCCUACCCCACUGACCUCGGCUCCAUCCGAAUGAGGCUGAAAAACAACUUCUACAGGAGACUAUCUGCACUAAUUUGGGACACAAGGUAUAUUUAUUGGAAUGCAAGGACCUUCAAUGAACCACGUAGCAAGAUUGCAGAAUCAGCAAAAUUUAUAACCGAUGUCCUCUUAAAGUUCAUUAGCAAGCCGCAUUGUACGGAUAUCAUGGAGAUUUACAACGCGGUUGAAAACAUGGAGUACACCGAGGACGAGGAUAUGGAGGACGUUGAAGCACCAGGCACAUCUACUGGGCGGAGGGCACAUCAGCAGAUGGAGCCGGUACAGGACAGGGACGCGUGGAAGGAUGCAUGCAAACAGCUGCUGGAUUAUAUGUUUGAGUGUGAGGACUCCGAGCCUUUCCGGCAACCUGUAGAUCAGAAUGAAUAUCAGGACUAUUUAGAAAUCAUCGACACUCCCAUGGAUCUGGAGACUGUUCGACGAACCCUUGAAGAAGACCGCUAUGAAAACCCCACUGAACUAUGCAAAGACACCAGGCUUAUUUUUGCCAAUGCUAAAGUCUACACACCAAACAAGCGUUCAAAGAUUUACAGUAUGACUCUGCGACUCUCUGCAUUCUUUGAGGAGCGCAUUCGGAAAAUCAUAUCCGACUACAGGACUGCAGUCAAAAGCAGUUUGAAGCUGAGACGAAGUCAGAGGUUUAAAAAGAGAGCCCAGCAGCAGGAACCCCUUUUUCUUCCUCCCAGGGUUGAAUCCACUAGUCAGAAGAGGGCUGCUGUUAAAACUCAGGAACAGGUGGAACCACCUACAACCAAAUCUACCUCGGCUAAGGCCUCUACAGCGGAGCGCCAUCGCAGUAAGAAGCGAAGGAGGCUCAGUUCUACCUACACGUCGAUGGAGGACUCCAAUAAGAGCGCAUCAUCUCUGUCAGAGUCUGAAAAUGACAGUGAAGUCUCGUUAAGCAAAUCGAAGGAAGAAGAAUUCCCUUCGUCUUCUCGGCCGUUCAGACGUGAAACAAGAGCGACACGGAGAGCCAUGCAGAACAGAGAGUCCAGGAGGAAGAACGAAAGCGGAAGCGAGAUAGAGUGCUCAACUGGGGAGGAGGAUGACGACGAUGAUGAAUAUUCUGGGAAGUCAAGCUCAGUAAAACGAGCGCAGUCGAGCAGAAACAAGAGCAGGAACGGCCGACUCACUCGGAGCUCUGAGAAAAGAAAACCAGAAGGUAGCGGUCAGGUGAGCAAGCUUAGCAGCAGAUCCUCCCGUGCAGAGCGCAGAAGAGCUCGACACAGCAGCGGUUCUGACCCGGAACUUUCUGAAGAUGAGGAGAACAUGGAAAACGAAGAUGACGACACAGACCAGAGUCGCCAGCCUAGGAAAACCGCUGUGGCGGCGGUCAGUAAGAUGAAGCUGAUGGAUGCAUCUGAGGAAGAGGAUACUUCAGAGCAUAAAGCGCGUUCCAGGACCAGCAAACGUGCUGCAGUUUUCCAGAGCAGCUCGGACUCUGACGAGCAUGACCAGCAGGUGUCACAUGAAAGUGAGGAUUGUGCCAGUGAGGAGGAGAAAAGUGAGGCCAGUCCUGAUAGUGACUUCUCGGUUUCGCAACGGAAUGGCGAGAGUAAAAGAGUUAACCGUAGGCCAUCUAGGAGGAGAGGCGUGAAAGAAGAUGAUUCUCCUCAUGUCAAUGGACACAGAAAGCACAGCCAAGAAGAGAGCGAGGACAACAGCAACGAGGGAGAAAGUGAGAAUGACAGUGUAGAGGAGGAGGAGGAUUCCAUCAGCAGGCGAAAGCUCCUCAGGAAAACUGCAAGAGUUGCAGUAUGUAAAAUAAAGCAAAUAAACUAUAGUGAUGAGGAGGAAGAGAGUCACUGUAGAACCAGACGGCAGAGGAAUCACCCGAGCAAUGCGAAUACCUCAAAGACGUCUGAUGAGGAAACGGAGACUCCAAAGCCUGAGAAACACCUUCAUCAAAAUGGAAGAAAAUUAGACACACAGGACCUUAAAUACUCUGAGAAAAUAAAUAAUAUGACGUCAAAAAGCCAAGAACUAGUAUCUGCCUCAAAAGCUCGAACAGCUCCUGGAGCCAUAGCAUUAAAGACAGAUGUCAAGGAAUCCAGUGCUUCAAGGAGAAAAAUCAAGUCUGAAGAUGAAGACGGAAAAAACGAGAGUGAGAGCAAUAGCGAAGAAGAACUCGCGAACAAAAAAAGCCCACAGGCAAGAAAGAACAAAUCCAGAAGACCAGCCAAGUCUCGGAGUUUGGACGGCGACUCCAACACGUCCGACUCCGAGAGCGAAACGCCCUCAAACCAGAGACGCAAGACAAAAAAAGAGUCGGAUUCUUCUGAGGAGUGGAAACAAAGCGAUGAAUCAGAAAAGGAUAAGAAAUCGUUCUCCAGAAGACCUACUCUAAGAGCCCUCCCCAAGAAGAAAUACAUCACGGACUCGGAGGAAGAUCUCGACUCUGAGGGAGAAAAGCCGACGAGGAACGGAAAGAGAAGCUCCGAUUCGGCGAAAGACGGCGCCAAAAGUCGGCCGAAACCACCGGGAAGGUCGAAAAGGAAACACAUCAGCACUUCAGAAUCCGAAGACAAAGAAGAAAACGGUAACGCCAGCGAUGAAAGCGACUGCGGCAAACCUCCAGGCAGGAAAGGGAAACGGUUCAAGAAAGUUUCCGAAUCCGAGAGCGAUCCUGGAGGCACGGAGAAAGCGGCGAACGGUCCUUCGAAAAGGCUCCAAUCCGAGGACGAACUCUCUGGUCAGCGAGGAAAAAGGCAGUCCACGAAACGGAAGCACAGCAAAAGCUACAGCAACGCCGACAGCACAGACUCCGAGAGCCAGGAGGAGGAGUCCAGCAACGAGUCGCAGUUCUCCAGCGCAGGAUCACAAAGCAGUCCAAAAAGAUACGCCAAGGGAAGACUGAGGGAUCGGAAACGAAGGAGCGCACGUCACAAACCAUCCGCUUCCGACGCGGACAGUGACAAUUCCUACGGAAAGCCUCGACGAGCCACACGCAUUCGGACCCGGAAUCUCGGCAAACGGACUGUAAACUACAGAGACAGCGAGUGAGGGGUUAAGAAGUGGGGGGGGGGCUGUGUAAGAGACACUAACUGGAGAACUUGAAGACAUUUGAUUGUCCCAAAAGAAAAAGAAAAAAAAAAAAGUAGUAGCACUGGAGUCCUCUACAUACUGUGAAUCAACUUCAGGGAUAUUUAUAUUUUCUGUUGGGGGAGGUUGGGGGGGGGGAUCUAUGUAUAGAUAUGAAAUUUGAGCUACUGGUUUGGCUGCCCCUUCCUUUUCUGUUUGUGAUUUGGCCACCAAGAAUGAUUAGAGGUGCAUUGUCUGUCUGGGUGCUAUCUUUAAUAUACCUCCUGCUUAAUCGAGCAUAUUUUUGCUGGCUUGCACUAAAUGGCACACUGUACUGAGGUAUCUCAUACACUAGUUCUGUUAGAAACUCAGGGGUCAACUACAUUUACCGUUUUCAGACUUGUAGGGUUCUUCUAUUUUUUUUUUUUUUAACCCCCCCCCAAUUUAGUUUCAUUGUGACGGACCCUUCUCCCAUCAUUUGCUUGUUUUGUUUUUUUUUUAAAGCCACAUGAACCUUAUCUUGUUUUUUGUCAAAGGAAUGAUUGAGCCAAUAUGUACAAAAUUUCCUUUUCCCAUUUCAUUUAGGGUGUGUGUAUAUACAUUGUGGAUUUUUUUUUUUUUUUAAUCUGCAUCUUUCCGGAGUUUUCUGAGAAUCGGUUUGUAGCAAAGCUUUGCAUAUUUAAAAUUGUCAAGCAUUAUUUUGUAUUCAAUUCACAAAUGCAUCGUCUUGCCAUAUAGUAUAAAUUUGGUACAUGUUUGCAAAGUACGGGAAAUCAGUACUUGCUGCGAAAUACAGUGAUUUCUCAUAUUGGGAAGAUGUUUCGGUCACCUGUUAUAUACUUUUCAGUAUUAAUUCAUUUUCUGACUUAACUUAUGAACGGUAAAUACCUUUUGUACCCACUGCAUUUGAAAUGAAUGGUGUUGGAGAUGACGUACACCCGAACCUGACAUUAUUUCUUAAUGUCUCUUUUGCAAAAAGCCAACAACUCUUUAAUUCACGUUUUUGCAGAUGUCGAGUCUAAUGGAACAUGGAUAGAGUGAGAGGUUAAAGCAUUUGAUGAAUAAAAUAGCCUACUGUUUAAAUGGCAAAACU